Messenger RNA from Chaetomium globosum CBS 148.51, 1404 nucleotides. RefSeq lists its product as uncharacterized. Gene Ontology annotation, cellular component: cytosol. Bases 1 to 1404 code for a protein of 467 amino acids. Gene Ontology annotation, molecular function: phosphomethylpyrimidine kinase activity; hydroxymethylpyrimidine kinase activity. The record is from RefSeq and is a predicted model, not a curated record. NCBI's taxonomy places the organism in Eukaryota, Fungi, Ascomycota, Sordariomycetes, Sordariales, Chaetomiaceae. Gene Ontology annotation, biological process: thiamine biosynthetic process. The transcript is spliced from 8 exons.
AUGGCUCCUGGGAGAGUUUUAGUAAUUGCGGGCUCUGAUAGCUCCGGUGGAGCCGGUCUUGAAGCAGACCAGAAGGUCAUCGCCGCCCAUGACUGCUACGCCAUGACGGCCACGACGGCCCUCACGGCACAAAACACAAAGGGCGUCUAUGACAUUCACUACAUCCCGCCCGAGUUUCUCAGGAAACAAAUCGACGCCGUCAUUGAGGAUGUUGGAGUUGAUGUUGUCAAGACGGGCAUGCUCGGGUCCGCAGAGACGAUCAAAACCAUCGCCGACGCUCUCACUCUUCACAACGUCCCGACCGUCGUUAUUGACCCGGUAAUGAUCGCAACAACCGGCGCCAAGCUCCUACCUUCCGACGCCCUAAACGCCCUGCACGCCCGCCUGCUACCCCUCGCCACCAUCGUCACGCCCAACGUGCCCGAGGCGCUCCUCCUGCUGCGCGACGCCGACACCGGGGUGGACGCUGUGCGCACAAUCAGCGACCUGGAGACUGUCGGCCGCGCGAUACGCAAGCUGGGUCCCAAGUGGGCGCUCGUCAAGGGCGGGCACUGCCCCUUCAAGAAGGACGGCACGGCGGCGGAGACGGAUGCCGAGAGGGAGCUGGUGGUGGAUGUGCUGGUGGGAGAGGAUGUGGAGACCGGGGAGGAGGUGGUGCUGCGGUUGGAGACGGGGUAUUGCGAUUCAAAGCAUACGCAUGGGACGGGGUGUUCUUUGGCUUCGGCGAUUGCGUCGAACCUGGCCAAGGGGAUGGCUAUGCCAGCUGCGGUGAGGGCUGGUUGCAGAUACGUCCAGGCCGGUAUCAGGAGCGCGCCGGGGUUGGGUGGGGGGAAUGGGCCGUUGAAUCACUUCCACUCGGUCUACACCCUGCCCUUUUCUCCGGGUUACUUCAUCGACUAUUUGCUGGAACGACCUGACGUCGCGCCAAUAUGGGACAAGUUCGUUAACCACCCCUUUGUCUUGGCCAUGGGAGACGGAACACUGCCUGUCGAGUCAUUCAAGGGCUACCUGGUGCAAGACUACCUCUAUCUCUCCGCCGCCAUUGUUACCCACAUCUUCAAAGAAAUGGAGCUCCACGUCGGGUACUGUCAGGGCUUCGGUAUCUCUAGGGAAGAGAUGGAGAAGACGGAAGAGAAAGCGGCCUGCACGGCAUACACUAGGUAUGUCCUUGACAUCGGCCAGUCCCAGGACUGGUUGGGUCUCCAGGUCGCCAUUGCACCAUGUCUACUCGGGUACGGCGUGAUCGCCAAGCAGCUGCACGCCGACAAGCGAUCCAAGAGAGAGGGCAACUUGUACUGGACCUGGAUUCAAAAUUACGUAGCCAAUGAUUAUGUCACGGCUGUGAAGACCGGUACCGGUAAGUGGGAAGCCAAGUCAAAGAGAGGAAGGGUAGACGAUCGCUAA